AUGAGCGUUGACAGAUUACCAUCAUUUGCUCUGCCUCCCCCCGGACAGGCCCAUUCUUCCGGCACUUCGUCUCCCCGCUUGAGCUCCGUUGCCUCUCACAACGGCUCCCAGUCCUCCUUCACCUCGGCUUCCUCCUACGGCCCCAAGACGCCAUCGCCCACGCUGCCGCUCAACGCAAUUACAGGUCCUCCCACCAACAUUGUCCGUUACGACGCCAUGAACCACCCUCCCGAUCUCUACUAUGCCCAGCACCUCUCGGCUGGCCAGCCGCCCGCUCCUCAGACCGUCACGUCGGGCUCCAUGGGUCAUUAUCACCAGCAGCCACCGCCAAUGCUUCAGUCCGCACACGGCCAGUACUCCAAUCCCUCGCCCUACCAGUAUGGCUAUACCAACGGCCUCACGUCGCCCCCCGCUGCGCCGCCCUCCGUCUCCAACGCCCUGGCAGCUCCGCAAAAUGUAUUGCCCUUACCAGGCGGCGUCCCAAGCCAAAACUCGUUGCAGCAGCCCUAUGCGCACUUUGACAACACCGGCCAGCACCCGCCGCCUGGCAUGAAGCCGCGCGUAACUGCUACCCUUUGGGAAGACGAAGGCAGUCUCUGCUUUCAGGUUGAGGCUCGUGGCAUCUGCGUUGCUCGUCGAGAAGAUAAUCACAUGAUUAAUGGCACAAAACUGUUAAAUGUCGCUGGCAUGACUCGUGGCCGCCGUGACGGAAUUCUCAAGAGCGAAAAGAUCCGCCAUGUGGUAAAAAUAGGUCCCAUGCAUCUCAAGGGCGUCUGGAUUCCUUAUGAGCGAGCCCUCGAGUUCGCCAACAAGGAAAAGAUCACCGAGCUUCUUUAUCCUCUAUUUGUGCACAACAUUGGCUCUCUGCUCUACCACCCCACGAAUCAGACCCGCACCAGCCAGGUCAUGGCAGCCGCCGACCGCCGCAAACAGGACCAAGGUCAACAGCUCCGCGCCUCAUCGAGCCACGGUUUGCCUUCCCUUCACCACUCGCAGCAGCAGCCCGCUAUGGCUCAGAUUGCUGGCCCCCAGACGACACUGCCCUCCCACAGCUCACUAGCACGUCCUGGCCUCGAACGUGCGCACACCUUCCCUACGCCCCCGGCGAGUGCUUCCAGCGUCAUCAACGGAAUGGGCGCUUCCGAAGGCUUCAACUGGCAGGGUCAAGGCAUUAACGGCCACCAGGCCACCACACCGCCCGGCACCUCGCUCCAGUCUCUGCAGUCGUACCCCUCGGGCGCUCACGCUGGCUACGACAGCCAGCGCCAGAUGUACAAUGCCCCCUCAUCGCAGCAGUCGCCGUACCAGAGCGCUGCCAACUCUUCUCAAGACCGUCUGUACGGUCAGAGUGGUUCGUACCCCAAGAUUGAGAUGGUUCCAGCGUUAAGCCGCUCAGCUCCCACGGGCAUCAUUGCUGACCACUCUGAAGCCAAACCCAACGGUGUCAUGCCGUCGGAGCAGGCUCCUCCCCAGCAGCCGGGCGAUGAGGAAGGCGAGCACGAGCAGGAUCCCGAGUACACCCACGACAGUGGCUCCUACGACCCUACUCGCACCUCAUACAACUACAACGGCUCCAAUGGUCUGCCUAGCGAUAGCAGCAAUAUGGCCCCUGAGAUGACGGGCUCUCCCAACCACCCUCCCGCCUCUGGUCGCGCGACGCCUAGAACGGCCGCGCAGCCCCAGUCGUAUUAUCAGCACACUGGGUACAACACGCCCCCGCGCGUUCCCCAGUCAAGCAGUCUCUACAGCGUCAUGAGCAAUGACCGUCCCGCCACCAACGGUGCUGCCGCUGCUGAUGUCUACGCCCCCGCAGGCGAGAUGCCCGGCUCCAUGUCAAAUGGCUAUGCUCCCCGCCCCGUUCUCAACGGUGUCGGCGCUAGUAUCAAGCGCGGCCGUGAUGAGGAGGAGAGCCCCAAUAACGGUGGUGCCGUUGAUCUGAAGCGUCGUAAAACCAUGAUGGAAACGAGCGUGCCAGCUCCCAUCUACGAUGCUAUGAACCAAUCUGCUUCUGCCGUCGGUGCCCCGCCCCGGCGAUGA
Messenger RNA from Cordyceps fumosorosea ARSEF 2679, 2037 nucleotides. RefSeq names its product APSES transcription factor. Gene Ontology annotation, molecular function: sequence-specific DNA binding; DNA-binding transcription factor activity. Gene Ontology annotation, cellular component: nucleus. The record is from RefSeq and is a predicted model, not a curated record. Lineage: Eukaryota; Fungi; Ascomycota; Sordariomycetes; Hypocreales; Cordycipitaceae. The transcript is spliced from 3 exons. Gene Ontology annotation, biological process: positive regulation of transcription by RNA polymerase II. The coding region runs from base 1 to 2037 and encodes 678 amino acids.